This is a messenger RNA of Aspergillus puulaauensis, 2811 nucleotides long. RefSeq names its product transcription factor domain-containing protein. Lineage: Eukaryota; Fungi; Ascomycota; Eurotiomycetes; Eurotiales; Aspergillaceae. The record is from RefSeq and is a predicted model, not a curated record. Gene Ontology annotation, molecular function: DNA-binding transcription factor activity, RNA polymerase II-specific; DNA binding; zinc ion binding. Gene Ontology annotation, biological process: DNA-templated transcription; regulation of DNA-templated transcription. The coding region runs from base 1 to 2811 and encodes 936 amino acids. The transcript is spliced from 6 exons.
AUGCAGGAUCAUAAGCCUGCUGUGCUGGGGACUGCAAGACCCGGCAAUAGCCAUGAUUCUAGAUUCCGACGACGUAAACCACUGGCCUGUGAGAUGUGCUACAAAAGGAAGAUCAAGUGCGAAUUCGAUGAUUCCAGCCAAACUUGUACCCAAUGUAUGCGCCGUAACUUGAACUGCAGGGCCCUCCCAGUGAAAGGGAAAAGGGACGGCAGUAAAAGAUCUCGUUAUGUUAAGACUCUAGAAGAGCGCCUGAAAAAGACCGAGUCUUUGCUCAGGUCUGCCGGGAUAUUGAUUGAUACAGCGGAUUUCGGCAAUCUCGGUGACGCUUCAGAGUCCGAAGUUGAAUCUGAUAGUGCUAUGGAGGAUGACAAUGACACUACGGGACUUCGUCAGGAUUUUGGUAGACGCGAUGCUGAAUCAGGAGGUGUACCAUAUCCUCACAAUGUGUCUGCUGUGAAAGACCUGCCCACAUCAUUCGAUUCCGAUACUUCACCUAAAUUAUAUGAGCGCAGGCGCCCGACCACACAGAAAAGUGGGCCACCAGUCUAUAAAGCGGACAGGGGAAACUCGCUGUAUUAUGGACGGUCCACACCCCUUUCAAUCUUGACCCGGGAAGGAGUCGAGUGGAUCAAAAGCAGAUCUGGCGAAGCAAAUUCCCUCAACUCAUUACUCUCAAACUCCAAGUUCGACAGUCCAUGGGCCCACUGGCGGCCCGAUGUAUUCUACGACAUCUUCUCUUCAAAGGUUUUCAAACCAUUACCACCGCGGGCGGAAGUGUUCUCUCUCCUACGGGACUAUUUUGAAACCGUGAACCUAAUCUUCCCUCUAUACCAUGAGGACACAUUCAUGCAACUCGUCGAGUGGCAGUACACCCAGCAGACAUGCGACGAUGCCGCUCGGUGGGCUAGCAUCAACAUCAUCCUCGCCCUAGCCUACGAAUACCGUUUCUCAAAUAGCCAGAAAUCAGAAAAGGAUAGGGAGAAAGCAUGGCUUUAUUACAAGAACGCUCUCUCCGUAUUCCCCGAAUUGGUACUACGACGAACAGACUUGCUUAGCGUGCAAGCCCUCCUGGGCAUGGCACUGUUUCUCCGAGGAAACUCCGGCUCUCAGUCCACAGUACCCAUUGUCACCGCAGCUAUACGAUCUUCGCACCGGAUGGGGCUUCAUCGUGAGAUUUCUAGGCCUCACUUAUCGCGAUGUGAACAACAGCUGAGAAGGAAUGUGUUCUGGAUUGCUUACAUCCUUGAUCAAAGCAUAUCUAUCCGGUUAGGCAACGCGCCGACACAGCACUUCGAUGAUUUUGAUGUUGAGUUUCCUUCUGACGAAACCGUUGACGGGCUCAAGAUGGCGGACGAUAAGGCAUUCUUCCCCCAAAUAUGUCGCAUUGCCGUGCUCAGAAGUCAAAUAUACAGUCAAUGCUAUUCGGCAAGGGCUCUAGAGAAUAAAUCUACAGCCUAUAUCUGCGAAACGAUCCACAAUCUACACAAUGAUCUCCAAGAAUGGAAGAACAACAGCCAGUUCGACUCCUUGUUCAAACAGAGGGGUGCUGGAGAGGACUUUCUGGCCGGCUUUGCUUCGGCGGGACUUUUCUUACUUUAUUACAACUCCUUGAUUAUGAUCCAUCGAUUACCGCUGUUGAUCAAUGUCGUCUACCAGUCGCGCGCGGGUACCAUACCAGAUCCUGAAAUCAGGAUGAUAAUGAACCAGUCGUCUUCCUCGGCUGCGGUUUGCGUCCAAGCGGCGAGGGAUACUCUGAAACUGGUGAAUAACCUGCCGUGGGGGGAUAUCGCAUGGAUAUGGUCUCUAUUAUACUACGUAUUUUUAGCUGUGAUGACAAUAUUCGCCAACAUCCUUCGGAAUAGUCAGCAACCAACUGCCAAAGACGAUCUUCAGUCUCUAAACAUGGCCGCGACGUUCUUCGCUACACUUGUUCCCGCUGAUGGACCAUGUAACUAUGCAAGGUUUAUGACUCGCAUGAGCACGACAUUUGAGCGCAUUGCCCGGGUUGUUUUGGAACGAGAGCAAAAGACAAUCAAACCUGGUCCAGAUACAAAGAGCAAACUCUCCAAACCCGGCGCAGGCCCGCAUCCACCUUCACAACAAUUCUCUACCUCCGCACCCAACAUCCUCUCUACGUCAACUACCACUGUAAACAUACCCAACCUCGAGGGUUUACCUCCAAUAAAUUCAAGCGGCUACGUUGUUCGGGAGAGCCCCACGCCUAGCAGCCCACUCCCUGGGUCUACGAAUACUAACAAGCCAUUAUCCCACAAUCCUCCUCCCUCUAACCCUAUCCGAACACCCAGAGAAGAUCGGGAACACCCGUCAAAUCGAAACAUAAACCACUACCAACCCCAACCGACCUCCUUGCCGGCAUCAACCAUGAACAUGGACAUAAACGCAAAUAUCGACAUGGCCUUCCCGCUCCCGGCUUUGGAAGAAACAACCUUCACUUUCCCGCAGCCAGAGCUAUGGCAGAUCCCGCUCACGGCAGACUGGGAGUUUGGAUUCGGAGGUCACUUUUUGAGCAACAUGUUCGGCCAUCCCGGGAAUAUCAAUCCCAGUGGCAGCGUCGGCGUUACCCAGGGACAGAAUUAUCUUUUCCAAGGCAGUGGUGAUGCAAAUGUUACGGGUCCGACCCCUACUACUGCUGCUACUGUGCCUGAGUCUUCGGUCCCUAUGAUGGGUGGCACAGGGGCAGCGGGGUAUGGAUAUGGGAAUGGGAACGGUAAUGUUGAUCGCGGAGGAGCGUCCAAUACUCACCCCCCGACAAUGUGGAUGGAUAGAAAUUUUGGUGGUCCUGCAUAUUAG